Molecule: messenger RNA, 835 nt
Organism: Acipenser ruthenus (sterlet)
Lineage: Eukaryota; Metazoa; Chordata; Actinopteri; Acipenseriformes; Acipenseridae
Exons: 2
Coding region: 173-640 (155 amino acids)
Biological process (GO): protein ubiquitination; modification-dependent protein catabolic process
Cellular component (GO): nucleus; cytoplasm
Molecular function (GO): protein tag activity; ubiquitin protein ligase binding
Source: RefSeq, a predicted model, not a curated record
CAGAGGCGAAUAGCGGACAGGGCAGAGAGAAGGACCUGAAGCAGCGCACCUGAACUAAACUGGGAGCAGAAAAACUAAGAGAGAGAACAAUACAACCCGCCGUCAAUAUUACAUUACCGCACGAGAGACAACACCGUCUAACUCUAACUUAGCGCUUAUCCUCGAAGUGAAGAUGCAGAUUAAAGUAACGACCUUGACGGGGACUUGUUACCCCGUGGAAAUGGAUCCCAGCGCCACAGUGGGGCAGUUGAAGCAGGAGAUCGAGCGUCGAUUCAGUGUUCCACCGUUUAUGGAACUGGCGAUGCAGAAGAACGGGCACAAAGACCUGGAAGACGAGGGGAGGCGGCUGAGCGAGUGCGGGCUGGAGCACGGAGACACCGUGGUGAUGGUGGUCACCGAGCCAAAGUCCAUGCAAGUCUUCUUGCGGAAUGACAAAGGCAAGACGCAUACAUACGACAUCUUCCCGGGGGAGACGGUCACCGAGUUCCGGCAGAAGGUUUAUCGGGUGGAAAAGGUUCCACCGGAUCAACAGGUGCUCCUCUAUGAAUCCAAGCCGCUUCAAGACGGCAGGAAAUUGGAGGAUUAUAACAUCAGGCCCCAUACUACCAUCACCUUGAACCUGCGUCUGAGAGGAGGCUAAGUGCAGCGCUGCGUCCAGUGCCUUCCAGAGAUGCUUAUCAUCUUUGAAUUACACCAUGGACCUGAUCUAUAAAAGCACAAUUACAGUGCUACUGAUUAUCCUUAAUACAGUGACUGUGGAGCUGCGUAUGACUUAAUUGUUUAGCAUUUACAUAACAUACUGUAAACAACCCCCCCCCCCCUCACAAAAAAAUAA